AUGUCUGAAGAAGAAAAGGCCAAGGUACUUGGGGUAACCCCUGAACAAACCCACCAGUUCCUUGAUAUCAUUAACAGAGCAUUCAAUCCAAACCACAGUGAAAAAACCCAAAAUACCAUCAAAAGUAUUUUUGAUUACAUUCAAGAUGCGGUCUACAAAAUGGAGAAGACAGACGAUAGAGACAAAACUUCAAAGGAGAUAGUGGAGGAUUUGGGUAAUAAGUUUAAGGCUUGGGCCGAUGGAGUUAAGAAAAGAGAAGAGCAAAGAAAGCUUGAAACAGAGGGAAAAAAGGAAUAA
This is a messenger RNA of Lizanozyma spartinae, 297 nucleotides long. RefSeq lists its product as uncharacterized. The coding region runs from base 1 to 297 and encodes 98 amino acids. The record is from RefSeq and is a predicted model, not a curated record. Lineage: Eukaryota; Fungi; Ascomycota; Pichiomycetes; Serinales; Debaryomycetaceae. The transcript has a single exon.